Molecule: messenger RNA, 3862 nt
Organism: Closterium sp. NIES-67
Lineage: Eukaryota; Viridiplantae; Streptophyta; Zygnematophyceae; Desmidiales; Closteriaceae
Source: the annotation of a GenBank genome assembly
CUUCUUUUGCUUGUUCGCGCAGUUCCCUAAGUGCGUGUUGUCCUCGGCCCGCUCGGCAUUCCCCACGUUCGGCCACUGACCCUUCCAGUUCUCCUAUCAGCUGCAGUGUAGAUAGAAAAUCAGGCGGCUGCCGUCAUAUCGAGAUUAGCGUGACGUGACGCCGUUUCACUUACAUCAUAAGAAGGUCGAUCAUUCUUAGAGGUUCCUGUUGUGUGCCGAAGUUUUGCAGGCUUCUGCUCCAGCGCACCACUAACAUUCGCUGUACAUACCAUUCCGCCCAUUUCGACUAAGGCUGUCAUUCAAUUCACUAGCGUAUCAAUCAAUCCGUUGAUCCUCUUAUCAGUCUCGUCCGUCAUUUUCAGUGGGGUACAACUCCAGCGAUCUACUCCACUGAAGGUUAUUCGUACCCUUUAGUAACUGACAUACUGUAACAACGUAGGUCAAAUAAAAUCUUCGCCCGAAGCUGUGACUCCUGUUCGCUAACUCCAGGAUACUAGUCGCAGCAUCCUCGUCUUAAUGGAGAUUCGCCUGUACAGUUCCCGCCAAUUUGCUAGGAGAUAAUUAUUAGCAGUUGGUAGAGUCGUUUCAUCAGCACCAAUCUCCCACCCGCCUUCAUCUUCGAAUCUCCUAGUCUUCCCCUACCCUAAUUUCCUAGACUUCUCCUCGAAUCACGUCAGAAAAGCGGCUUCUAGCAGAAAGGCAACUACCAGGCGCCAUGAACAGGUACAAGGUGAUGAAGCAGCUCGGAGACGGCACCUACGGGACCGUCUGGAAGGCGCUCAACCUGCACACUAACGAGAUCGUUGCGGUCAAGAAGAUGAAGCGAAAGUUUUACUCCUGGGACGAGUGCAUGAGCUUGCGAGAAGUCAAGUCCUUGCGCAAGCUGAACCACCCCAACAUAGUGCGACUUAAGGAGGUCAUUCGAGAGAACAACGAGCUCUUUUUUAUUUUCGAAUACAUGGAGUGCAAUCUCUACCACCUGAUGAAGGACAGAGAGACGUACUUUCAAGAGUCUACCAUCCGAAACUGGAUGUACCAGGUGCUUCUAGGGCUGGCUCACAUGCACAAGCAUGGGUAUUUCCACCGCGACCUCAAGCCAGAGAACCUUCUAGUGACCAAGGACCUAAUCAAGGUGGCUGAUUUCGGCCUCGCAAGGGAGAUCAAGUCUAGGCCUCCGUACACUGACUAUGUGUCAACCAGAUGGUACCGAGCGCCAGAGGUGCUACUCCAGUCGACCGUUUACAACGCCCCAAUAGACAUGUGGGCAAUAGGAGCAAUCAUGGCGGAACUAUUCUCCCUCGAGCCGCUCUUCCCUGGAGCAAGUGAGAUCGAUGAGAUUCUGAAGAUCUGCGCUGUGAUUGGCUCGCCAACCCCCAAGACAUGGCCGCAGGGCCUCCGCCUCGCAGCUUCCAUGAACUUUCGCUUCCCUGAGUAUUCGCCCAUCCCGCUCUCCCAAAUCAUGCCCAUAGCGUCAGACGAGGCAGUCGAUCUGGUGACGGCCCUCUGUGCCUGGGACCCUGCCAGGCGCCCCACGGCCGCGCAGGCGCUGCAGCAUCCCUUCUUCCUGAAGGGAGUGACCCUCCCCUACACGCCUAAGAAGCCCAAAUCCUCCUCCUCCGCCGCCACUGCUAACACGGGUCCCGUCGUGCCCAUCACCACGCCCUCCCAGCUCAACACCACCACCACCACCACCAGCAGCGCGCUUACCAGUGCCCUUGGGCUCUCUAACCCCAGUCAAGCCCUCCUGCAGCCUGUGCCCCGUGCUGUUGCCUCGCCCCUGCACCCAGCGUUGUUACCACAGGGUCAGGGGCAGGCGUAUGUGACUCCCGAGCAGCAGCUGCAGCAGCAGCAGCAGCAGCAGCAGCAGGGGGUUCCAGUUCCAAAACUGUACCAGCCACAGCCGCAGGUGCAGCAGCAGCAACAACAGCAGCACCAACAGCAACAGCAGCAGCAACACCAGCAGCAACCCCAGCUGCAGCAGCAACCGCACCAGCUGUUGAGUCCCACCACCCAGCUGAGUCCCAGGAUCCAACAGAGCCCGCAAGACAUGGAGCCUCUCAGCCCCCACAUGCUCCCCAGCCCACUCCACGCCCCUAUCAACCAAGGGCAAGCGCAGGCACAGGGGAUGGGGCAGGGAAUGGGGCAGGGGAUGGGGCAGGGGCAGGGAGUGGGGCAGGGGCAGGGAGUUGGGCAGGGGCAAAGGCAGGGGGGGCAGGUGCGUAAGUGGCACCAGCCGGGCCAGAAAACGCCUCCCCAUACACAGCAGCAACCGCUGCAGCAGGCAUUGCCACAGGUGGGGGGGUUGCAGCAAGCAGGGGGGUCGCAGGGUUAUUCCCAAGGCGUAUCAGGCGGAUAUGAGCAGGGAGGUAGUCAGAACGGUAGGGCAGGGCCUUUCCAGCAAGCACCAGGGUCUCCGCUUCACCUACAGUCACAGUCACAGGCACACUUGCAGGCACAAUCACACCUCCCCCAGCAGCCACCUCCACGCUCCCCUCUGCGCUCCCCCCUGCACUCGCCCCUGCACUCCCCCAUGCACCCUUCCUUGGGUGGGCAAGUAGGUGCGAGGGCCAUGCAAGGGCCACAAGCCACCCAGCAGUCGCAGCAGCAGUACGAGGGGCAGAUGUACCAGGGGCAACAAUAUCAUGGACAGUACCCUCCCCAGCAGCAGUACCAGCAACAGCAACAGCAGCAGCAGCAGCAGCAGUAUCAGCAGCAACAGCAGCAGCAGCAGCAGUAUCAACAGCAGCAAUAUCAGCAGCAGCAGUACCAGCAGCAACAGCAGUUUCAGCAGCACGAGCAAGGGUUCACAGAAAGGGCAGAUGGGGGAGGAGGAGGAGUGGGGGGGUAUGGAGACACAGGAGCCGACGCCGCAGCAGGAGGAGGAACAGGAGGAGGAGGGGGCAAGUCGGAAAAGAGAGGCUUUUUCUCUCGGAAGUUGGGUGGGUCGAAGAGUGUAGGCCGGAAUCAGGUGCCGGCUGAUGUCAAGGGAGGUGGAGGGGGAGGAGGAGGGGGAGGUGGGGGUAGUAAGCUGGCCACGUUGCAAAGAUAUGGAAGCCAAUUACUAGGCAUGGCUCGCCAUUCCGCGUCCGCAUCUGUCAACUCCUCACAUGCAGUCGGCUCCAUGUCCAGCCGAUCUGACAAGUCGGUAUCUGUCAGCCAAAGCAACUCUGCUGGAGCAGUUCUCUCCCGCUCUGGCUCCGUGGCUGAGUCUGCCUCUCCACCCGCCUCUCCUCACCAGCUAGCUGAGAUUGGCAGAAGGGGCACUUACCCGGCUACCCAGAGUCAUAUCGCUAGUGGUGGUGUUGCUGCUGCUGCUGGUAGCGGCAGGUACUAUGAGGACUAUGGGGACAGUAGCCGAGGGAUGGGUGGGGAAGGUAGAGGUGGUGGCGGCGGUGGUGGUGGUGGGGUGAUGCGCGGUGGGAUGAUGGGUGGAGGCGGCCAAUAUGCUGUGGAGCCUCCGGGGUUUCGGGUUUACUGAAUGGGAAGAAGCGGUUUUACCCCACAUGCAGGAGGCGUUUUUCCUGGCGGAAAGAUGAAUAUGUGCAUCGUCACCACGCCUCGCAGAUCUACCUAGGCUGCUCAAGGCAGCUCUGUUACGAGGUCUUGUGUUUCCUCACUGCUAACCUCGACAAGCCAGAUGUGGUUACUAACCCUCCACUCCACAUGGAGCAUGGUGCACGACAUAGUGCAGCAUGCAGCGCUGCAAUUUUUUAAUUUUUUAUUUUCACCGUGGGGUCAUAGACUUCCACCUCUUUCGGUUUGGAAGCUAGCUUGCGUGCAUUGUAUUUUGUGUAAGUUUAGGAAAUAAGGGAGUGUCAUUUGUAAGGAAAUUAUAUUAUAUGUACAACAUAUGGAUACGGUG